Messenger RNA from Cydia amplana, 2107 nucleotides. RefSeq lists its product as uncharacterized. Bases 109 to 2076 code for a protein of 655 amino acids. NCBI's taxonomy places the organism in Eukaryota, Metazoa, Arthropoda, Insecta, Lepidoptera, Tortricidae. The record is from RefSeq and is a predicted model, not a curated record. The transcript is spliced from 9 exons.
AAUAUUUUGUCUAUGGCUUUGUGUAAACAAUAGUUUGAAUCGGGUACCUCGUGUUUAUUUAAUUAAGAAAUGGUAUUCAGCGUAUUUAUUGCUUAAAUAACGUAAGAAAUGUCGGGUUUCCUAGAUGUCAAAUAUCCCUUUAAGUCGAAUCUCGGCCUAAAUCCUUUUAAGACGUGGAAGAGGCAAUGGUGCAUAUUGAGGCCGAGCCCGACGUGUGCGGGCGGCGGGUCGCUGGCGGUGUACUGCAGCGAGGCGGGGGCAUCGGCUGGGGCGGUGGAGUUGCCUCCAGACAGCGUUGUACGGCGGGCGAAGUCCCGUAGUCGGCCGUUCGCUUUUGCCGUGUUUUCGGCGGUGGAGCCGCACAAACCACGUAUCCUGCUCGCGGCACAGACCCUGCAGGAUGCCCAGCUCUGGAUGGACAAGAUCAGAGCCCUCUUAGACGGCAAACAAUUACUGGGCUCCACCCGCGACUCAUUCUCAGUGACCAUCAUGAGCGGCACGCUGUCCCGCAAGCUGAUGCUUUGCGGCGACGGUCAGCUCACCAUCACCACCGACGGCGUCGUCAUAUCCCGCUCUCGCGCCAUGCCUGCGCUCAUACCGUGGAAACAUGUUCAUGAUGUGACGAUGUGUGACGAUAAAAAUAGGAUUGUUGUCGGAGUUAAUAGCGAUUUCCAUAAUGGGGGUUCCCUGACGCUGUCUAGCCCGUUGGCUGCGGAAAUAGCAGCGGCGCUUAAUAGAGACUCCGCCGGGCGCGCGAGGAGGAACAAACGGCUGAGUAGGAGUGAGGCCGACUUACGCGUAGCUCCCGACGGAGAUCUGGGGGACAUUCGGCGCAGCAGCUGGUCGACCAGCGGGCCGCCGGAGGUGGCGCUCGACGACACUGACCUCGCCAUGAUGAAGGAGACGCCAGCCCAGGUGCAGUUAUCUCGGUGCGCGGGCGCCGGCCACCUGCCGUCUCCGGCGCCGCAGCGCGUGUCGCGGCUACACGCCGACGCCAACGACGACAGCAUGUCCGACCGGCGCUCGCUCCUCUCGGUCGCGUCCGGCAUCUACGAGGAGAUCCCCGACCCGCCCGACCAGCUCUACACGGCGAUGUCCCGCGACCACGGCGACGGGCCCGCUGUCCGGGACAACGGGCCCGCUGUCCGGGACCACGGGCCCGCUGUCCGGGACAACGGGACUAGUGACAAGUGCAGCGUCAAGGGCGGGACUAGUGACAAGUGCAGUGUCAAGUGCGGGACUAGUGACAAGUGCAGUGUCAAGUGCGGGACUAGUGUGGAACGUGUGUUGAGGCCGGACGAGCCCAUGUAUGAGUCGGUGGCGGAGUGUGUGUACGCGACGAUGAGAAGGACCGGCAAGAAAUACCCGCCGCCGCUGCCGCCGCGGCUGCCGUUCGGCACAAUGAAGUUGGGUGAAUCGUGGAACUCUCGCAUCAACACCGGGGACGCCGUGACGCGGCACAGCUCGCUGGGCUCGCUGCCUCGCUGCUGCAGCGUCAGCUCCACCUCCUCCGACUCCAAGACCAAGACCCUGCCCAAGAGCACCCGCCAGGCGUUCAGCGUGUUCCGGAAACGGCUCAAGAGCGACUCCCGCAUCAUGUCCCCCAAGUCAGAAACCGCCAAAGAGAACAAAGACGUCGAAACCAAAAAGAAGAAGUUCGACUUCACCCCGACCCGGGACAUCUUCAAAAACUUCAAAGUCAGCCGGAAGAUGAAAAACUUGAAAAUCGCCCCGGGCAGCUUGUCCAAAGUCGGUGAGACCAAAAGCUGCGAGUUCCUGGACGAGACGGAGCACGUUACCACCGCUCGCUGCUCAAAAUCAGUCGAAUCCCUCGAACCGAAUGACGAAUUUGACUUCGAUGCUGAUUUAUCAUUAGAAUUCAACGAUGAUUCUAUAUCGUCGCUCGCCUUGCCUCAAGAGAUCUUGGACUUGAUAUUGCGCAGUGAGCAUAUGAAUAAGAUUCGUCUAAAACAUGAGAUGAGUGAGUGCGACUAUAUGCCGAUGUCCCCGAUAUGCCCGCCGGCACCCAUAGAGCACCAUUACAUCGCGAUGUCCCCGAGCACUAAUCUCGCCUGAAGAUUUGUUAGCCCUGAAUCAACACUUACAA